UGACAACUGGGGGAUGCUGGGCACUGCCGGCAGCCUCAGUCAGGGUUGGGGGGUUGUUCUGGUGGGUGUGGGAGUUUUAAUGGGAGGGCCCUCAGGGACAGGCAGGGCAGGGGGCUGAUCAUUUGGGGAACAAGAUGGAGGGGUGCUGCACCAUCAGCAUCAGCAAGAAGCAGAGUUACUUGUUCCCCACACUCCUGUGUCUCUCCACCAAAGAGGUGGUGGCCAUCUGGGAUGUCGUGUCUGCCUACAUCCUAGGACAGAUGAAGCUGGACAAGGGUGUUCUUGUCCCAGGUCUUGGGACCUUUGCUGUGGUCCCAGAGCAAAUCAACAGCACAGAAGAGGUGUAUGUGGUUCGAAGACCCGUGUUCCAGCUGGACAUGGACAUGUCCUGUCUACAGGAGCUGGUGUUCCCAACUGUGAUGAUCCCUGGUGACAUCGUGAUCAUGCCACUGGAUUACUGGUGGCUGUCCCAGACCAAUUCCCUCUCGCCUGACGUGGUGAGGGGCUGUGUGGAGGAGACCAUUCUCUUGUACUCCUUCCAGCUGAGGGACAGGCAGCGCCCUGCAUUCACCUUUGAGAAUAUUGGCAUCCUGUCCUGCCAGGACAAUGUCCUGUGCAUGCAAUUCCACUGCAGCUGCAUUGCAGCACUGGAGAGUCAGGACACCUGGGUGGCUCUGCUGCUCACGAGGCUAAGUAUACCAGGUUCUGGUGUCAACAAUGGAGUGACCACUGCUCAGGGGGUGCAGGCUGCACAGGCCCACAUGUUCCCCAGGUUUCAGCUUACUGUGUCUGAUGCUUUUUCCACCCAACAUACAAAGGCUGCAGAGAAACACAGGGUCAGAACGGGGGAGCAAGAGCAUCCUGGAAAGUUUUCCCUCCUUGUGCUGCCAUACCAGAGGCCAGGCACAAGGCAGCAAGAGCCAAGGUCAAAGCCACCUGCCAGUGUGCUUACCCCAUGCCCAGCCAGCUCUCCGAGGAUGAGAGAGGCAGGUGGGCAGGAGUUAGCUCCUUCAGCCAGGCCUGACAUCACACUCCUGGCUUCUGAGAACUGCCAGAGAGCACUGCAGGAGGUCUGGCAGCUGUAUGCAGAAUGGGAACAUGGGAAUUCCCACUGGAGAGAACAGAAGGCAGAAUGGGCAACAUGGGAAGCCUGGGCUGCUGGGAAGGACCAACAGAUACCGCAGGUAUUCAGCGUUGGAGAUGCUUGGGCUCCACACCGUCCAUCCCAGCCCCCACGAAAGGGGGUCACUGUGAGGUGGGGGACAGCUGGAACCCCCCUCCCCACAGAGAAAAUCGCAGAGAGAUUCCAGCCUGGGUCCAGACACCUUUCCCCACGAGCCAUCCAGGUGCUACAUGGGCUGGAGCCACAUCAGACACGGAGGAACAUCUUCAUGUUUUUGGCUGAGAACAACCGGCGGCGGCAGGAGCAGCAAAGGCAGUUCUGCAGAGCCUUGCAUCUGAUCACUAGUCUGAUUAGUCACCAUGCAUUUCUACAGAGAGUCAUCUGGUGAGGAGUAUUUGGAGGAAAGACAGAAAAAAGUAAGUGACUAGCACACAAGGUAACCCCACUCAUUGUGCCCUCCUCCAAUGUGUCUUGUCUUUUGGGGAAUUUGGUACUGCCUUGGGGUGAUUUUAUGAUGAUGCUUUAUUCCCUAAGCGUCUGCUUUAUGCCCAGAAAAUGUGUGCUGCAGCUUUAAUGUGGAUCCGGGUGUGGGGCAGAGAGCUUUGGGUUCCUGCACGGGCUCUGUUCAAGCUCUCCUCUGGGUCCUCCGGACAGGGUGGGCCGGGAGACUACAUUGUUCCUUUUGUUGGAUUGUUAUCUGUCUCCCCCGCCCCACCCCCCCUCCGCCUCCGCGUGGAGCAAAAAGUUUUUUCCCUUCUCAUUGCCUAGCUUAGAGGCUGUAUCGGGAAUUCUC
This is a messenger RNA of Passer domesticus (house sparrow), 1916 nucleotides long. Its product is annotated as coiled-coil domain-containing protein 81-like. Gene Ontology annotation, cellular component: centrosome. The coding region runs from base 135 to 1511 and encodes 458 amino acids. NCBI's taxonomy places the organism in Eukaryota, Metazoa, Chordata, Aves, Passeriformes, Passeridae. The record is from RefSeq and is a predicted model, not a curated record. The transcript has 12 exons.